AUGGGAGGGGGGGGGAAUGGACCUUGGAGUAGAUUCGUGGGCCGAGGGCCCUGUAAUGUUCUCUGUCCCCCUAACACGAAUGACCUACUGAGAUGCUGUGGAACGAAAAGCAGCCGCGUUAGUGACCGGCGCCAUGAAAAUGCAACGCUGGCCCGGACCGGAGUCUCUUUAAAGGCUGAGGGGCCGGUGCAUCCCGGGAGUUGUAGUCCGGAAGCGCGCGGAGGCCUGGGCGCCUGGAGCCCCCGCGGCGGGGGCGGAGACUACAGCUCCCAGCGUGCCGCGCGGCGCCAGGUCGCCGCCGCGAUUUCGGGACCGGAGAGGAUCCCCAGCGUCCCUCGUCCCUCGGGCGGCGUCAAGGGCACUAACUCACCGGGCGGGCUGCAGGGAGAACCCCCCGUCCGGUCUCACCCUCCGGGAUCCAGGAGCGGACGCACUCACCUGGUACAGGCCCUUUGCAGAUGGAUUCGAACCCGGGACCAUCCGCCUCGAUGCGCGCUAGGCUGCCGGACGGCUCUUCGGGCCAGGAAGGAGUUGCUUCUGAACCCCGUACUGUACCGGAUCCCCUUUGUGUGGUCGUGUGCCGAUCCCCUCUCCCCGGAAGGGGGGAACAUCCUCCUGCUUUUACGCUGCCGAGCUCUUUCACCCGUCUACCCGGGAGAGAAAGGGCAGUCACUUCCUGACCGGGCCAUCAGGGUAUCUAACGGAGAAUUCAUCCUCCGCACCUUUGGAAUCACUGGGGUGGUUGGAGCCGCGGAAAUGGGCCGUUCAGCCCAUCCAGUCUGUGCUAGACCAUUUAAACUGCCUAGACCCCCACACACAAAUAGAGUACACAGUUGACGUUUCGGGCCGAGAGCCUUUGGCAGAUCCUGCCGAAAGGGGUAGAAACAUCGACUGUACUCUCUUUUCUUCCCUCCUCCCCCAGACGCUGCCCGGCCUGCUGAGUUCCUCCUGCAUUUUGUGUGUGUGUGUGUGUGUGUGUGUGUGUGUCUGUGUGUGUGUGUGUG
Hypanus sabinus (Atlantic stingray) is the source of this 1004-nucleotide messenger RNA. RefSeq lists its product as uncharacterized. The record is from RefSeq and is a predicted model, not a curated record. NCBI's taxonomy places the organism in Eukaryota, Metazoa, Chordata, Chondrichthyes, Myliobatiformes, Dasyatidae. The transcript is spliced from 2 exons. Bases 1 to 837 code for a protein of 278 amino acids.